Phanerochaete carnosa HHB-10118-sp is the source of this 2993-nucleotide messenger RNA. RefSeq names its product glycoside hydrolase family 55 protein. The record is from RefSeq and is a predicted model, not a curated record. Lineage: Eukaryota; Fungi; Basidiomycota; Agaricomycetes; Polyporales; Phanerochaetaceae. Bases 483 to 2819 code for a protein of 778 amino acids. The transcript is spliced from 17 exons. Gene Ontology annotation, molecular function: polygalacturonase activity.
GGUAUGUACUCGGAUCUGCCGAAUGUUCAAGAAGACUGGAGUCUGCCCAGUGCGGGCACUGUGGUGGUGGUGCCGCCCACAUAUCGCGACACACCGGAGCGCACUGGAAGACGGGGCGCAGAAGCCUGAGCAUCAUGAGCCUGUAGUUUGUCCGGUGCUCGGCUAUACCACAAGGGCUGCGUGGACCCCCUCGGGCUCGUCUGAACUCAUAUGUCACGAGGGACAGCGCAAGCGAGGUGAGCCAACGUGCAAGGUUUUCGAGCCCCACCGUCCAGAUCAGGCAUCCAGCUUCGUCUGACCGACGAGACACGCCGCCCCUGCAGGUCCCAUGCUCAUCCGCGUCGACUCGAAAAUUUCGCCUCGCGCGACGUAUAUAACCAGCGCACUCCACUGCUGGUCUUCUCCAGGGCAUCGGCUUCUCUCUCUCCUCGCUCCAAGCUCCACACGCUCGACAUUGAGUACCACUCGCAGUGUUACUUGCCAUGUUCCACCGCAUCUUGUGCAACGCUAUGGUCGUUGCGGGCGCCCUUCUGGGGUUGCUCGCCACGACGGCCUCUGGUCUUGGCUCGACGUGCUCGACGCCUUUGACGCACGGUAGCGCAGCCCCAGGCGCUCCCUUCUGGAUGGAGAACAUCCAACACCAGGGUAUUGCUGCGUUCAACUCCAACCCCUCCAGCUACCCGGUUUUCCGCAAUGUCAUGAACUACGGCGCCAAGGGAGACGGCUCGACCGAUGAUACUGCUGCCAUCCAAUCCGCCAUUAACGCCGGUGGCCGGUGCGGGCAAGGCUGCCAAUCCACGACCACCCAGCCGGCUCUCGUCUACUUCCCACCUGGUACCUACAAGAUCUCUUCGCCUCUGAUCACGCUCUAUCAAACUCAGCUCAUUGGCGAUGCCACGACCCUUCCAACCCUUCUCGCUGCUCCCAACUUCUCUGGCAUUGGUCUCAUCGAUGUUGACCCUUACCUCGCUGGCGGUGCGCAGUACUAUACGAACCAGAACAACUUCUUCCGUUCCGUCCGCAACUUCGUGAUCGACCUUCGUCAGGUGUCCGGGUCGGCUACCGGUAUCCACUGGCAGGUCUCUCAGGCGACGUCGCUCAUCAACAUCGUCUUCGAAAUGUCGACCGCCGCGGGCAACCAGCACCAAGGUAUCUUCAUGGAGAAUGGAAGUGGUGGUUUCCUUGGCGACCUCGUGUUCAACGGCGGUAACAUUGGCGCCACCUUCGGCAACCAGCAGUUCACGGUCCGCAACGUGACCUUCAACAACGCAAACACUGCCAUCAACGCCAUCUGGAACUGGGGCUGGACGUUCCAGCGCAUCACGAUCAACAACUGCCAGGUCGGCUUCUCCCUCACUCAGGGCAGUACCUCCAACACCGGCGCUCAGGGUGUCGGCGCUGAGGCUAUCAUCGACGCCGUCGUCAGCAACACUCCCACCUUCAUUGAGUCCAGCGGCCCCAGCGGCGGACACCUCCAAGGUUCGAUUGUCCUCAACAACAUCCAGCUCACCAACGUCCCCGUCGCUGUCGGUGUUGCGGGCGGUGCUACAGUUCUCGCCGGCGGUACCACCACUAUCAACUCUUGGGCCCAGGGUAAUGUCUACCACGGCACGAGUGGCUCUCCGACCUUCACCCAGGGCAACAUUGGGGCCAUCAACAAGCCCGGCGUCUUGCUCGACGGCACCGGCCGCAUCGUCAGCAAGUCCCACCCUCAGUACUCCGGCUACGCUCCAGGCGACUUUGUCAGCGUGCGCUCGCAGGGCGCGAAGGGCGACGGCCACACCGACGACACGCAGGCGAUCAAGAACGUCCUCGCGCAGUACGCAGGCUGCAAGAUCAUCUUCUUCGACGCCGGCACGUACAUCGUCUCCAGCACCAUCACCAUCCCCGCUGGCACCCAGAUCGUCGGCGAGGUCUGGUCGCAGGUCGUCGGCACGGGCUCCGCGUUCCAGGACAACAACAACCCGCAGCCCGUCAUCCAGGUCGGCACCGCGGGCUCGACGGGCAUUGUUGAGAUCACGGACAUGAUCUUCACCACUCGUGGCCCGGCGGCUGGUGCGAUCAUCGUCGAGUGGAACGUCCACGACCCCUCUGGUCAGCAGGCCGCUGCUGGUGCCUGGGACACCCACCUCAUCAUCGGCGGUACUGCUCAAUCCGGCCUCCAGGUCGCACAGUGCCCGACUUCCGGUGCUGGCGGCAACAACUGCUUCGCCGACUUCCUCGGCCUGCACCUGACCUCCGGCUCGAGUGCCUACAUCGAGGGAAUGUGGGUCUGGCUCGCGGAUCACGAUCUCGAUACCGGAGGGAGCCAGCAGCUCUCACUCUGGAGCAACGGCGGCAUUUUGUCCGAGUCCCAGGGCCCGGUGUGGCUGAUCGGCACAGCGGCUGAGCACCACAUCAACUACCAGUACUUCCUCAACAACGCCGCGAACCACUACAUCGGGCUCGCCCAGACCGAGACGCCCUACUUCCAGCCGAACCCUGGCCCCCCGGGACCGUUCGUCACCAACACCAACUUCGAUCCAUCGCAGCUCGGCAACGGCAACGCCUGGGCGUUCACCGUCCAGAACUCGCAGAACAUCCUCGUCUUCGGCGCGGGCUUCUACUCGUUCUUCAACAGCUACGCGACGAGCUGCCAGAACUCGCAGAACUGUCAGAACCAGAUCGUCAACGUCGACUCGGGCUCGUCCGUCGCGUUCUACAGCCUGACGACGGUCGACACGACCUUCUCGCUCAGUCAGAACGCGCAGGGCGUCAUCAACCGGUCGAACAACCCGAACGGCUUCGCGGACACGAUCACCGCCUGGACGCGCAACUAGGUCCGCUCGCGACUGCGAAUACAGGAUUGCUGAUUCUCGUGGGUUGUCAACAUAUCUCUCUAAAACGGCUUGUAUUCGUGUGUGUUUGUAGUAGUACCACUACUGUAUAUUAGCUUGCGGUGUUUGUAUUAGUACAUGUACCAUUCUAUCGCGCACUUCCCCGUGCCAUGAACG